GGCUGUAAACAGGAAUCAUCCCCGCGGGAGUCAUACUGGCUAUAAAUACAGCGACAGGGGGCUGCCGCUGGACAGGCAGUGUUUUCCUGCCAGCUGAGGAUGCGCCCAGCCCCGUAGCCCUGCCGUGGGAGGAGAUGGCCACGGAGCAGCCGGUAGCACCCACCGAGGAACAGCUGGAGAUCCUGGAGUACAACUUCUGCAAGGUGAACAGGCACCCCGACCCCACCACGCUCUGCCUCAUCGCGGCCGAAACAGGGCUCUCCGAGGAGCAGACACUGAAAUGGUUCAAGCAGCGCCUGGCGGAGUGGAGGAAGUCUGAAGGGCUGCCCUCGGAGACUGGGUCCGUCAGGGACUAGAGGAUGCUGCUGCCAUCCCCAUACCUGCCGCAAAAGAUGGCUGCGCUCUUCGGCUUUGGUGCGUUUCCUUGGGUUUCCCCUGUCGCAAUAAGUUUUGUGACACAAAUUAAUACCCUACUAUUUAAUAUAAUUUUUAUUUAAAAUGUACAUAACCAGGAAAAGGGGGAAAAAAGAUUAUAUACAGAUAACGUAUAUGUAUACAGCUUUCGACAGCUGCAUAACCUGUCAAGCAAUUCACAUCAUUGACACUGACUGCCCAGGGCCAGGCAAACUCAUGCCUGUGUCCUGGCCUCUCAGAAAAGCUACCAUGAAAGAUCCAAAUAUAGGAAUGAGGGGGAAAAAAAGGCUUUCUUUUCCUUAUGGUCCCCAGAUACAAAGUAUGUGGGCUAGCUUUAACAUCUGGAGCAUUCCAAGCAGAGGCCAUUUGGAAAACCGGAAGUGAUAUUGGUGUGUUCUUGGUUAGCUCCAGAUGCAAACAGUAGCUCUAAGGUAUUGGCAAACCGGUGCCCAGACGGAGCCAAGACCCCUCGAAUGCAUCUCUCACAUCUUUGUUAAAUGUCACCUAGGGGAAAGAACUGGUUGGCUUUUUUUCUGGUGCAUUAAUAAAAUGCAAAGUUUUCUGGCUCAGA
Rhea pennata is the source of this 985-nucleotide messenger RNA. It is a transcript of the gene HOPX, whose product is annotated as HOP homeobox. Bases 135 to 356 code for a protein of 73 amino acids. Gene Ontology annotation, cellular component: nucleus. The transcript has 3 exons. NCBI's taxonomy places the organism in Eukaryota, Metazoa, Chordata, Aves, Rheiformes, Rheidae. Gene Ontology annotation, molecular function: DNA binding. Gene Ontology annotation, biological process: cell differentiation; regulation of transcription by RNA polymerase II. The record is from RefSeq and is a predicted model, not a curated record.